AUGAAGACCUUUGAAAACCACCAGAAGGAUACCUGGCUCUACACCAACCCCAUCAGCACAAAAAUAGCUGCUGCAUGCAGCUUCUCGAAAAGGGAUGAUGGUACGGAGCGUUCGAGUGCAGUCUGCUGGUAUUCACUACACUUUGCCGUGCAGAACCGGCUUGGGGAUUUAGUCGAACUUACCCAACCUGAGGAUUGGCAAUGGUUCCCAACCAGCGAAAAUGUAGCUGACAUUUCGCGCACACUCGCAUCACCACUGACGACCGUUCGUUCCGAGGGCCAGAAUUCUUACGAGGAACAAGUGAAGCCAAUCAUCAGAGCAGCAGCGAAC
This is a messenger RNA of Brenthis ino (lesser marbled fritillary), 330 nucleotides long. The record is from the annotation of a GenBank genome assembly. Lineage: Eukaryota; Metazoa; Arthropoda; Insecta; Lepidoptera; Nymphalidae.